AUGGCAAAGAAGAUGAAGAAGUUGGAGAAGGAGACAGUGGCCUGGAAAUCCCGUUUUGAUGGCUGCAAUAAAGCUCUCAUUGAUAUGGUUGCAGAUAAAGCGCUGAAGGAGAAGGAGUUUGAACUCAUCACCCUGAAGACCCAGAAACUGGAGAAUCUGUGUAGAGCGCUUCAGGACGAGAGGAAAACCCUGUAUCAGAAGCUCCACGGGUCCCAACAGCCUGGAGCCGAAGACUCGGCUGCUACUGAGCCAGUCACUACUGAGGAAACUACAGAGGAAGUGGCAGUAACUAAAGAGGAAGUGACAGUCUCAACAGAAGCGGUCAGUCAAGAUGCAAACACCCCCAUUGAACCAACCUGUAAGUCUCCCGCAGAUGCGACGCCGCUGACCAAAGAGCUUGCCAACCUGAAGGCAGAGAAAGCUCGGCUACAGGAACUCUCGACAGCGUUCACCAUCCACCGCCACCUGCCGCCAGAGGCCUACGAGGACUUAAACAGCUGCGUUGAGAGCGCAGACGAUGCUCAGGGUGAGCAACAGGUUGACACGGAGUUCAACUUCACAGAGGAGACCGUCACAGACACACUGUCUGAAGAACAUCAAGAGCUCAGAGACAAAGACAUGCAGGCGGUUGAUUAGACAGACUAAUCUCAAUGUCAGUUUGUCACAUUCACAAA
Molecule: messenger RNA, 674 nt
Organism: Sinocyclocheilus grahami
Lineage: Eukaryota; Metazoa; Chordata; Actinopteri; Cypriniformes; Cyprinidae
Product: beta-taxilin-like
Exons: 2
Coding region: 1-636 (211 amino acids)
Molecular function (GO): syntaxin binding
Source: RefSeq, a predicted model, not a curated record